AUGUUUGCAGUAGAAGAGAUUAACAUGAACCCCAAUGUUCUGGGCAACAUGACGUUAGGGCUGCAGGUGUAUAAGACAUGUAACAUGCCUCACUAUGAGGUACAAGGAGCUUUAAAUUUGCUGUCUGAAUCCAGCAUGGCCAUCCCCAACUACAGGUGUCGUGGGCGAUCAGCCUUCAGUGCUGUUAUAGGAUCCUCCUUUUCUGCAAACUCAAUUUUGGUGGCUAAUAUCUUGGGUGUCUUCAGAUAUCCUCAGAUCAGCGCUUUCUCAACUAUCUCCCUAUUAAGCAAUCGAAUCAUGUUUCCCUCAUUCUUCAGGACUAUUGCCAGUGAUAAGGGACAGUCUCCAGGACUGGCUAGGCUUAUUUUGCACUUCGGUUGGACCUGGGUUGGUCUGUUGGCUGUGGACAAUGAUUAUGGUCUAAAGGGAAUUCAGCCAAUCAGGGAAGAGAUAAUAAAGGCUGGAGCAUGUGUGGCCUUCACGGAAUAUAUUCGAUUAUCUCAACCAGACCACAAUGCUCCCCACAUUGUCAAUGUCAUCAAAGAGUCAUCAGUAAAGGUUGUCAUUAUCUUUUCUACGGACAUUGACUUGGUUCCUAUCAUGAGUGAGAUGUUGAAACGGAAAAUCAAAGGAAAGAUUUUUGUGGGUAAUGAUGGUUGGUCAACAUCUAGUUUGUUCUCAGCUGCUACUUUUUCUCAGAUUGUAUCAGGGUCCAUAGGUUCAUUUAUUAACAAUAAAAUGAUUCCAGGAUUCCACGAAUACCUCAGCAAGAUCCGCCCUUCUUUGCUAGAGUCGUGGGUGAACCUUUAUUGGGAGAAUAUUUUCAAAUGUAAGUUUCUUUAUCAGAAAAACACAACUGGUCCAUUGGUAGCCACAGUGGAGGAGUGCACAGGAGCUGAGAGUAUAGACAGUAUGAAGAACAGUUUAAUAUAUAUCAACAGCUUACAAUUUACUCAUGGUUGCUACGCUGCAGUCAACGUCGUAUCCAAAGCUUUGGAAGAACUUGAGAACUGCACAUCAAGUAAAGGAACAUUUUCUUAUACAAGCUGUAAAUACAUUUGGAAUUUUAAUCCAUGGCAGACCAUUGUGUCCUAUCACCAGACCCCUCAUUCUGUCUGCAGUGAGAGCUGUCUCCCAGGUACCAGGAAGGCGGCUAUAAGAGGACAACCUGUGUGUUGCUUUGAAUGUCUCCCCUGUCUACAAGGAGAAAUAUCUAACCAGACAGAUACCAUUGAUUGCCUAAAGUGUCCGUGGGACCAGUGGCCAAAUCCCCAGAAAACCAAUUGUCUACUGAAGCCCAUAGAGUACCUGAACUAUGAGGAUCCAUUAGGAGCAGCAUUGGCAGCGACAAGCAUACUGUCCUCAUCCAUUCCUGUUUUAGUUUUAAGACUGUUCAUCCUCUGUAAGGACACCCCCAUAGUGAAAGCUAACAAUUAUUCCCUAAGCUGUCUUCUCCUGGUGUCCCUGUCUUUGUGCUUCUUCUGCUCUAUAGUUUUCAUUGGAUACCCCCAACCUGAGAAUUGUCUUCUACGACAAGUUGCUUUUGGGUUGGUAUUUUCGCUUUGUAUCUCUUGUGUUUUAGCUAAAACUAUCAUGGUGGUCUUUGCUUUCAUGGCCACUAGACCAGGCAGCUGGCUGAGGAGAUGGACCACGCCUCAAGUGUCCUACAUGAUCAUUUCUACUUGUUUCCUUUUGCAGUUCCUCUUGUGUGUCACUUGGCUGUCACUCGCACCUCCUUUCCCUCAGUACAAUACUCAAACCAAACCUGGACUCAUCAUUGUUGAGUGUAAUGAGGGAUCACCCAUUGCCUUCUGGACCAUGCUGGGUUAUCUGUUUCUUCUGGCCACCAUUAGCUUUAUUGUUGCUUUCCUGGCUCGGAGACUCCCUGACAGCUUCAAUGAGGCCCAGUUUAUUACUUUCAGCAUGCUGGCCUUCCUCAGUGUCUGGGUGUCCUUUAUACCGGCCUCCCUCAGUGCUCAGGGUAAAUACAUGGUGGCCAUGGAAAUAUUUGCCAUCUUGGCUUCCAGUUGGGCUCUGGUGAUCUGUAUGUUCCUGCCUAAAUGUUUCAUCAUAGUGUUCAGGCCUGAUAUGAACUCCAGAGAACAUUUCAUGAGAAGAGGCAGAGAAAAGUCUUAA
Messenger RNA from Pseudophryne corroboree (corroboree frog), 2136 nucleotides. Its product is annotated as taste receptor type 1 member 1-like. Gene Ontology annotation, cellular component: plasma membrane. The record is from RefSeq and is a predicted model, not a curated record. Bases 1 to 2136 code for a protein of 711 amino acids. Gene Ontology annotation, biological process: G protein-coupled receptor signaling pathway. Gene Ontology annotation, molecular function: G protein-coupled receptor activity. NCBI's taxonomy places the organism in Eukaryota, Metazoa, Chordata, Amphibia, Anura, Myobatrachidae. The transcript is spliced from 4 exons.